Molecule: messenger RNA, 357 nt
Organism: Effrenium voratum
Lineage: Eukaryota; Dinophyceae; Suessiales; Symbiodiniaceae
Source: the annotation of a GenBank genome assembly
AUGGACGCUUUCCCAGAUGCCUGGGACAGGGCGGAUAGAGGGGGCAACGGCAAAGGCGGAAAGGGAGGAAAGGGAGGAAAGGGAGGAAAGGGAGGAAAGGGAGGUAAGGGUAAGAGCGAGGAGCUGGCACCAGAGGUAUGUGAGGCGUUGGAAGCUCAGUUGCUGGCUUUGAGCCGUGGCACUGAGCUCUCGGCUGUACCGCGUGUGGGGGAUUUGGUGGAUGUCUUCGGGGGCCGCUGUGCCCUGGUGGCGUGUCAUCGGCACGGCGCCCCUUCGCCCCUUCCCAGCUUCAGCUCUGGCGCCACUGCGCUUCGAGCUGCCGGACAGCUCGGCAUAGCUCGGCAUAGCUCGGCAUAG